AUGUUUUCUCUGGAACAACAUGCCGAUUUGAUGAGCUUUUGUGAGCGCCUGCCGCCGUUUUCCUUCCUAUCCGACACCUUUUCAGUGUGUGCUGCCGCGACUGCGACUGUCGCUGGCGUCGGUCUUUCCGUUCUUUGUACUACUGGCCAAAGAGAGAACACUCGCGGAAAGAGGGACAAAUCGAUGAGAAGCCAGAGGGGAAAGAAGAAUGCGUCGCAGAGAAGUCUGAGAAAGAAGAAGCCGCAACCGCUCCCGAUGAAAGAAGCGGUGAAAGAAAAGAGUCUCAGAUCGAAGAAGAAGGAUGCUAGUGCCAGGUCCAAGGUUCAGGUGGAAUCGAAAAAACAGGAGCCCGAAAAGAGUGUUGUUCCCAAAAAGGUCACUCAGUUAUCAUACAAUUUUAUGCAGCGAUUUUAUUUUUCAGGAGAGCAGCAAGCGUGAGAAGAAGGGAGAUCCCAUGAAAGAGCUGGGAACGAACGACGAGAAAACCGAAAAGCCGUUGAUGCCCUUGUCGCUUCUGCCUCCUCCAAUCACUCCCAUUUCCCCAUCCGCUCUGGAGAAACUUGAUCCCACUUCCACUACUCCUCCGGCGGCUCAGACGGCUCCUGCUAAUGUUCCAGCUCCAGCUCCUGCCUCACCUACUCCAAAACAGUCCCCAGUUGCCGAGGAGAAGAAGCCGGAAGUUGUGGAGGCGAGCAAUGUCGUCGCGGUGGGAGGAGAAGAGAAAGCGCCGGAGAGUGUGAUGAUCGACAACCACGAGGGAGCGUCUCAGAUGAAGGAAGCGAACCGUCUGUACGGAGCAUCGGGAGAAGCGGCUGUUGCUGAGUGAGGAAAGGAGCUGAUAGGUAGACCAUUUGAUAAUAUGCUUCAGGGCCAAGAAACAGGUUGCAAUGGAGAAGGAGAACGCGAAGGAACAGCCGAAGGAGGAACCUGCUCCAGGGUGAGAAGAGAACUUCUUUGAAAGCUCACAGUUCACUUGUUUUCAGGGAUUCCCAGUACUUGUAG
Caenorhabditis sp. 36 PRJEB53466 is the source of this 1002-nucleotide messenger RNA. The record is from the annotation of a GenBank genome assembly. Lineage: Eukaryota; Metazoa; Nematoda; Chromadorea; Rhabditida; Rhabditidae.